GCCGUCGCCACCGCCUCCUCCUUGCCGUCCUCUUCUUCCUGGGCCCCAGCGUCGCGGGCCGCGCACGGCCCUGGAGGAGACGUCGCCUCCCCUUCCCCCGCCUCCCCCGCGCCUCUCGACUCCCGCCUCCUCGCCCUGUGCUGCGGGCUCAGGCGGAACCCGGAACGGCCGUCCGCCUCCCCCGCCCUCCGCCGCCUCCUCCUCGGCUUCUUCUUCAGCGCCGGGCCGGAGCAGAGUGUCGGCGGCGGCCGGUUCAGGCGGCGACUCGCGCUUCUUCGGGCGGCGGCGCUUGGCCAUGUCGUGUCGGGGAAGGUAAUGAGCCGCAGAGCCCCGGGGUCUCGGUUGAGCAGCGGCGGCGGCGGCGGCGGCACCAAGUACCCGCGGAGCUGGAAUGACUGGCAACCCAGAACUGAUAGUGUAUCAGCCGACGCAGAUAAUUUAAAAUAUUCUUCAUCCAGAGAUAGAGGUGUGUCUUCCUCUUAUGGACUGCAGCCUUCAAAUUCAGCUGUGGUGUCCCGGCAAAGACACGAUGAUACCAGAGUCCACACUGACAUACAGAAUGACGAAAAGGGUGGCUACAGUGUCAAUGGAGGAUCUGGGGAAAAUACUUAUGGUCGGAAGUCGUUGGGGCAAGAGCUGAGGGUUAACAAUGUGACCAGCCCUGAGUUCACCAGUGUUCAGCAUGGCAGUCGUGCGUUAGCCAUCAAAGACAUGAGGAAAUCACAGGAGAGAUCGAUGUCUUACUCUGAUGAGUCUCGACUGUCGAAUCUUCUUCGGAGGAUUACCCGGGAAGACGACAGAGACCGAAGACUGGCUACUGUAAAGCAGUUGAAAGAAUUUAUUCAGCAACCAGAGAACAAACUGGUACUAGUUAAACAAUUGGAUAAUAUCUUGGCUGCUGUACAUGAUGUGCUUAAUGAAAGCAGCAAAUUGCUUCAGGAGUUGAGACAGGAGGGAGCUUGCUGUCUUGGCCUUCUUUGUGCUUCUCUGAGCUAUGAGGCUGAGAAGAUCUUCAAAUGGAUUUUUAACAAAUUUACCUCAUCUGCAAAGGAUGAGGUUAAACUUCUCUACUUAUGUGCCACCUACAAAGCACUAGAGACUGUAGGAGAAAAGAAAGCCUUUUCAUCUGUAAUGCAGCUUGUAAUGACCAGCCUACAGUCCAUACUUGAGAAUGUGGAUACACCAGAAUUACUUUGCAAAUGUGUUAAGUGCAUUCUAUUAGUGGCUCGAUGCUAUCCUCAUAUUUUCAGCACUAACUUUAGGGAUACAGUUGAUAUACUAGUUGGAUGGCAUAUAGAUCAUACUCAGAAACCUUCCCUCACACAGCAGGUAUCUGGGUGGUUGCAGAGUUUGGAGCCAUUUUGGGUAGCUGAUUUAGCUUUUUCUACCACUCUUCUUGGUCAGUUUCUAGAAGACAUGGAGGCUUAUGCUGAGGAUCUCAGUCAUGUAGCCUCUGGAGAGUCAGUAGAUGAAGACGUUCCACCACCGUCUGUGUCCUUACCAAAGCUGGCAGCACUUCUCCGGGUAUUCAGUACUGUGGUGAGGAGCAUUGGGGAACGCUUCAGCCCAAUUCGAGGCCCCCCAAUUACUGAGGCAUAUGUGACAGAUGUCCUAUACAGAGUAAUGAGAUGUGUGACGGCUGCAAACCAAGUGUUUUUUUCUGAGGCUGUAUUGACAGCUGCUAAUGAGUGUGUUGGUGUUUUGCUCGGCAGCUUGGAUCCUAGCAUGACUAUACAUUGUGACAUGGUCAUUACAUAUGGAUUAGAUCAACUGGAGAAUUGCCAGACUUGUGGUACAGAUUAUAUCAUCUCAGUCUUGAAUUUACUCACAUUGAUUGUUGAACAGAUAAAUACAAAACUGCCAUCAUCAUUUGUAGAAAAAUUGUUUAUACCAUCAUCAAAACUACUUUUUUUGCGUUAUCAUAAAGAAAAAGAGGUUGUUGCUGUUGCCCAUGCUGUUUAUCAAGCAGUGCUAAGCCUGAAGAAUAUUCCCGUUUUGGAAACUGCAUAUAAGUUAAUUUUGGGAGAAAUGACUUGUGCUCUAAACAACCUGCUCCAUAGCCUACAGCUUCCUGAUGCCUGUUCUGAAAUAAAACACGAGGCUUUUAAAAAUCAUGUAUUUAAUGUGGACAAUGCAAAAUUUGUGGUUAUAUUUGACCUCAGUGCACUGACUACAAUUGGAAAUGCCAAAAAUUCAUUGAUUGGGAUGUGGGCACUAUCUCCAACAGUCUUUGCGCUCCUGAGUAAGAACCUGAUGAUUGUGCACAGUGACUUGGCUGUCCACUUUCCUGCCAUUCAGUAUGCAGUGCUCUACACAUUGUAUUCACAUUGUACCAGGCAUGAUCACUUUAUAUCUAGUAGUCUUAGUUCUUCAUCCCCAUCUUUGUUUGAUGGAGCCGUGAUUAGUACUGUAACUACAGCUACCAAAAAACAUUUCUCAAUUAUAUUAAACCUCCUGGGAAUAUUGCUUAAGAAAGACAAUCUUAACCAAGACACAAGAAAAUUGUUAAUGACUUGGGCUUUAGAAGUGGCUGUUUUGAUGAAGAAAUCGGAAACAUAUGCACCUUUAUUUUCUCUUCCAUCUUUUCACAAAUUUUGCAAAGGCCUCUUAGCCAACACUCUUGUAGAAGAUGUGAACAUCUGCCUUCAGGCAUGCAGUAGUCUACAUGCUUUGUCCUCUUCUUUGCCAGAUGACCUUUUACAGAGAUGUGUUGAUGUUUGCCGUGUCCAACUAGUACAUAGUGGAACUCGUAUUCGACAAGCAUUUGGAAAGCUAUUGAAGUCAAUUCCUUUAGAUGUUGUCUUGAGUAACAAUAAUCACACAGAAAUUCAAGAAAUUUCUUUAGCAUUAAGAAGUCAUAUGAGUAAAGCACCAAGUAACACAUUCCACCCACAAGAUUUCUCUGAUGUUAUUAGUUUCAUUUUAUAUGGGAACUCUCACAGAACAGGGAAGGACAAUUGGUUAGAAAGAUUAUUCUAUAGCUGCCAGAGACUGGAUAAGCGUGACCAAUCAACAAUACCCCGCAAUCUGCUAAAGACAGAUGCUGUCCUCUGGCAGUGGGCUAUUUGGGAAGCAGCACAAUUCACUGUCCUUUCUAAGUUGAGAACACCACUGGGAAGAGCGCAAGAUACUUUCCAGACAAUUGAAGGUAUCAUUAGAAGCCUAGCAGCUCACACCUUAAAUCCUGAUCAGGAUGUUAGCCAAUGGACAACUGCAGACAAUGAUGAAGGACACAGUAGCAACCAACUUAGACUUAUUCUUCUUCUGCAAUAUCUGGAAAACCUGGAGAAAUUAAUGUAUAAUGCAUAUGAGGGAUGUGCUAAUGCAUUAACAUCACCUCCUAAGGUCAUUAGGACUUUUUUCUACACCAAUCGCCAAACUUGUCAAGACUGGCUGACUCGAAUACGACUUUCAAUUAUGAGGGUUGGAUUAUUGGCAGGCCAGCCUGCGGUGACAGUGAGACAUGGCUUUGACUUGCUUACAGAAAUGAAGACAAAUUUAUCUCAGGGAAGUGAAUUAGAAGUAACCAUCAUGAUGGUGGUAGAAGCACUGUGUGAACUUCAUUGUCCUGAAGCUAUCCAGGGAAUUGCUGUCUGGUCAUCUUCAGUUAUUGGGAAAAAUCUUCUUUGGAUUAACUCAGUGGCCCAACAGGCUGAAGGGAGGUUUGAAAAGGCCUCUGUGGAGUACCAGGAGCACCUGUGUGCUAUGACAGGAAUUGAUUGCUGCAUCUCUAGCUUUGACAAAUCUGUUCUCACUUUGGCCAAUGCUGGCCGUAAUAGCGCCAGCCCCAAGCAUUCUAUGAAUGGUGAAUCCAGGAAAACUGUAUUGUCCAAACCAAGUGACUCCUCCCCUGAAGUCAUAAAUUAUUUGGGAAAUAAAGCGUGUGAGUGCUACAUCUCAAUUGCUGAUUGGGCUGCUGUUCAGGAAUGGCAGAAUGCUAUCCACGACUUGAAAAAGAGUACCAGUAGUACUUCACUCAAUCUAAAAGCUGAUUUCAACUACAUAAAAUCACUAAGCAGUUUUGAAUCUGGAGAAUUUGUUGAAUGCACUGAGCAGUUAGAAUUGUUACCAGGAGAAAAUAUCAGUCUGCUCGCUGGAGGAUCAAAAGAAAAAAUAGAUAUGAAGAAACUGCUUCCUAACAUGCUGAGUCCAGAUCCCAGAGAACUUCAGAAGUCCAUUGAAGUUCAGUUGUUGAGAAGUUCUGUUUGUUUGGCAACUGCUUUAAACCAUAUAGAACAAGAUCAGAAGUGGCAGUCUAUUACAGAAAAUGUGGUAAAGUACUUGAAGCAAACUUCCCGCAUAGCUAUUGGACCACUGAGACUUUCUACGUUGACAGUUUCGCAGUCUUUGCCAGUACUAAGUACCUUACAGCUGUAUUGCUCUUCUGCUUUGGAGAAUACAGUUUCUAAUCGACUUUCAACAGAGGACUGUCUUAUUCCACUCUUCAGUGAAGCUUUACGUUCAUGUAAACAGCAUGAUGUGAGGCCAUGGAUGCAGGCAUUAAGAUAUACUAUGUACCAGAGUCAGUUGUUGGAAAAAAUAAAAGAACAAACAAUUCCAAUUAGAAGCCAUCUCAUGGAAUUAGGUUUAACAGCUGCAAAGUUUGCUAGAAAACGGGGGAAUGUGUCACUUGCAACAAGACUACUGGCACAAUGUAGUGAGGUUCAACUGGGAAAGACUACCACUGCACAAGACUUAGUCCAACAUUUUAAGAAACUAUCAACGCAAGGCCAAGUGGAUGAAAAAUGGGGACCUGAACUUGAUAUUGAGAAAACCAAAUUGCUGUAUACUGCAGGUCAGUCAACACAUGCAAUGGAAAUGUUGAGCUCAUGUGCCAUAUCUUUCUGCAAGUCAGCCAAAGCUGAAUGUGCAGUUGCUAAAUCAAUUCUAACGCUGGCUAAAUGGAUCCAGGCAGAAUGGAAAGAAAUUUCAGGGCAGUUAAAACAAGUUUACAGAGCUCAGCAACAGCAGAAUGUCACCAGUCUAUCUACUUUGUCAAAAAAUAUUCUCACUUUAAUAGAACUGCCAUCAGUUAACACAACGGAAGAAGAGUAUCCUCGGAUUGAGAGUGAAUCUACAGUACAUAUUGGAGUUGGAGAACCUGACUUCAUUUUGGGACAGUUGUAUCACCUGUCUUCAGUACAGGCCCCCGAAGUAGCCAAAUCUUGGGCAGCAUUGGCUAGUUGGGCAUAUAGGUGGGGCAGGAAAGUGGUUGACAAUGCCAGUCAGGGUGAAGGUGUUCGUCUACUUCCUAGAGAAAAAUCUGAAGUUCAGAAUCUGCUUCCAGACACUAUAACUGAAGAAGAAAAAGAGAGAAUUUAUGGUAUUCUUGGACAAGCUGUGUGUAGACCUGCUGGGAUUCAGGACGAAGAUAUAACACUUCAGAUAACAGAAAAUGAAGACAAUGAAGAAGAUGAUAUGGUUGAUGUUAUAUGGCGCCAGUUAAUAUCAAGCUGUCCAUGGCUUUCAGAGCUAGAUGAAAACGCCACAGAAGGAGUUAUUAAAGUGUGGAGGAAAGUUGUAGAUAGAAUAUUCAGCCUCUACAAGUUGUCUUGCAGUGCAUAUUUUACUUUCCUUAAACUCAAUGCCGGCCAGAUUCCUUUAGAUGAAGAUGACCCUAGGCUACAUUUAAGUAAUAGAGUGGAGCAGAGCACUGAUGAUGUGAUUGUCAUGGCCACAUUGAGGCUGCUCAGAUUGCUGGUGAAACAUGCUGGUGAACUUCGGCAGUUUCUGGAACAUGGUUUGGAAACAACACCUACUGCUCCAUGGAGAGGAAUUAUUCCACAACUUUUCUCACGCUUAAACCACCCUGAAGUAUACGUGCGCCAGAGUAUUUGUAACCUUCUCUGCCGUGUGGCUCAAGAUUCCCCACAUCUCAUCCUAUACCCUGCAAUAGUGGGCACCAUAUCACUUAGUAGUGAAUCUCAGGCUUCAGGAAAUAAAUUUUCCUCUGCAAUUCCAACUUUACUUGGCAAUAUUCAAGGAGAAGAGUUGUUAGCUUCUGAGUGUGAGGGAGGAAGUCCUCCUGCUUCUCAGGAUAGCAAUAAGGAUGAGCCUAAAAGUGGAUUAAAUGAAGAUCAAGCCAUGAUGCAGGAUUGCUACACCAAAAUUGUGGAUAAGCUAUCUUCUGCAAAUCCUACAAUGGUGUUACAGGUUCAGAUGCUGGUGGCUGAGUUGCGCAGAGUUACCGUUCUCUGGGAUGAGCUCUGGUUGGGAGUUCUGUUACAGCAACACAUGUAUGUCCUGAGACGAAUUCAGCAACUUGAAGAUGAGGUGAAGAGAGUCCAGAACAAUAACACUUUACGCAAAGAAGAGAAAAUUGCAAUCAUGCGAGAGAAACACACAGCUUUGAUGAAGCCCAUUGUGUUUGCUUUGGAGCAUGUAAAGUGCAUCACAGCAGCCCCUGCAGAAACCCCCCAUGAAAAGUGGUUUCAGGACAACUACGGUGAUGCAAUUGAAAAUGCCUUAGAAAAACUGAAGACACCAUCAAAUCCUGCAAAGCCUGGAAGCAGUUGGAUUCCAUUUAAAGAGAUAAUGUUGAGUUUACAACAGAGAGCACAAAAGCGUGCAAGUUACAUCUUGCGUUUGGAAGAAAUCAGUCCAUGGUUGGCUGCCAUGACUAACACUGAAAUUGCUCUUCCUGGAGAAGUCUCAGCCAGAGACACUGUCACAAUCUACAGUGUGGGUGGAACCAUCACUAUCUUACCUACCAAAACCAAGCCAAAGAAACUUCUCUUUCUGGGCUCAGAUGGGAAGAGCUAUCCUUAUCUUUUCAAAGGACUAGAAGAUUUACAUCUAGAUGAAAGAAUAAUGCAAUUCCUGUCAAUUGUGAAUACCAUGUUUGCUACAAUUAAUCGCCAGGAAACACCUCGUUUCCAUGCUAGACACUAUUCUGUAACACCUCUUGGAACACGAUCAGGACUGAUUCAGUGGGUAGAUGGAGCCACACCCCUGUUUGGGCUUUAUAAACGAUGGCAACAACGGGAAGCUGCUUUACAAGCACAAAAGGCUCAAGAUUCCUACCAAACUCCUCAGAACCCUGGAAUUGUUCCCCGGCCUAGUGAACUUUAUUAUAGUAAGAUUGGUCCUGCCUUGAAAGCAGUUGGACUAAGUCUGGAUGUAUCCCGACGGGAUUGGCCUCUUCAUGUGAUGAAGACGGUAUUAGAAGAGUUAAUGGAGGCAACGCCACCAAAUCUCCUUGCCAAAGAACUUUGGUCAUCUUGUACCACUCCUGAUGAAUGGUGGAGAGUUACACAGUCUUAUGCCCGAUCUACGGCAGUCAUGUCUAUGGUUGGAUACAUAAUUGGCCUUGGAGAUAGACAUCUGGAUAAUGUUCUCAUAGAUAUGACAACUGGAGAGGUUGUUCACAUAGAUUACAAUGUUUGCUUUGAAAAAGGUAAAAGCCUUAGAGUUCCUGAGAAAGUACCUUUUCGAAUGACACAGAACAUUGAAACAGCACUGGGUGUAACUGGAGUAGAAGGUGUUUUUAGGCUUUCUUGUGAGCAGGUUCUGCACAUUAUGCGUCGUGGUAGAGAGACUCUGCUGACACUACUGGAGGCCUUUGUAUAUGACCCAUUGGUGGAUUGGACUGCUGGGGGUGAGGCUGGGUUUGCUGGUGCUGUCUAUGGUGGAGGCGGCCAACAGGCGGAGAACAAACAGAACAAGAGAGAGAUGGAACGGGAGAUCACCCGCAGCCUGUUUUCUUCCAGAGUAGCUGAAAUUAAGGUGAAUUGGUUUAAGAACAGGGAUGAGAUGCUGGUUGUACUUCCCAAACUGGACAGUAGCUUAGAUGAAUACCUAAGCUUGCAGGAGCAACUCACAGAUGUGGAGAAACUGCAGGGCAAGCUGCUAGAAGAAAUAGAGUUUCUAGAAGGAGCUGAAGGAGUGGAUCAUCCUUCUCAUACUCUACAACACAGGUAUUCUGAACACACUCAACUACAGACUCAGCAAAGGGCUGUUCAGGAAGCAAUCCAGGUGAAACUGAAUGAAUUUGAACAAUGGAUAACACAUUAUCAGGCUGCAUUCAAUAAUUUAGAAGCAACACAGCUGGCAAGUUUGCUUCAGGAGAUAAGCACACAAAUGGAUCUUGGUCCUCCAAGCUAUGUGCCAGCUACAGCCUUUCUGCAGAAUGCUGGGCAAGCCCACUUGAUCAGCCAGUGCGAGCAGCUGGAGGGGGAAGUUGGUGCUCUUCUGCAGCAGAGGCGCUCUGUGCUGCGGGGCUGUCUAGAACAGCUGCAUCACUAUGCCACUGUUGCUCUGCAAUAUCCAAAGGCCAUAUUUCAGAAACAUCGAAUUGAACAGUGGAAGACUUGGAUGGAAGAGCUCAUCUGUAACACCACAGUAGAGCGCUGUCAAGAAUUGUAUAGGAAAUAUGAAUUGCAGUAUGCUCCCCAACCACCCCCAACAGUGUGCCAGUUCAUUACAGCCACUGAAAUGACUCUGCAGCGUUAUGCAGCAGACAUAAACAGCAGACUUAUUAGACAAGUAGAACGCUUGAAACAAGAAGCUGUCACUGUGCCUGUUUGUGAAGACCAAUUGAAAGAAAUUGAGCGUUGCAUUAAAGUUUUCCUUCAUGAGAACGGAGAAGAAGGAUCAUUGAGUCUAGCAAGUGUAAUUAUUUCCGCCCUUUGUACCCUUACAAGGCGUAAUUUGAUGAUGGAAGGUGCAGCCUCAAGUGCUGGAGAACAACUGGUUGAUCUAACUUCUCGAGAUGGAGCCUGGUUCUUGGAGGAGCUUUGCAGUAUGAGCGGAAAUGUCACAUGUUUGGUACAGUUAUUGAAACAGUGCCACCUGGUGCCACAGGACUUAGACAUCCCAAAUCCCAUGGAGGCAUCUGAAGCUGUUCACUUAGCUAAUGGAGUAUACACCUCACUUCAGGAAUUGAAUUCAAAUUUCCGGCAAAUCAUAUUUCCAGAAGCACUUAGAUGUUUAAUGAAAGGAGAAUACACGUUAGAAAAUAUGCUCCAUGAAUUGGACAGUCUUAUUGAGCAGACAACUGAUGGUGUUCCCCUGCAGACAUUAGUUGAAUCCCUUCAAGCUUAUUUAAGAAAUGCGGCUAUGGGACUCGAGGAAGAAACCCAUGCUCAUUAUAUAGAUGUUGCCAGAAUACUUCAUGCUCAAUAUGGUGAAUUAAUCCAGCCAAGAAAUGGUUCAGUUGAUGAAACACCAAAAAUGUCAGCUGGUCAGAUGCUUUUGGUAGCAUUUGAUGGCAUGUUUGCUCAAGUUGAAACUGCUUUUGGUUUGUUAGUUGAAAAGCUGAACAAAAUGGAAAUUCCUGUUGCCUGGCGAAAGAUUGACAUUAUAAGGGAGGCCAGGAGUACCCAAGUAAAUUUUUUUGAUGACGAUAACCACCGGCAAGUUCUAGAAGAGAUUUUCUUUCUAAAAAGACUACAGACAAUUAAGGAGUUCUUCAGACUUUGUGGUACCUUUUCCAAAACAUUGUCAGGAUCAAGUUCACUUGAAGAUCAGAACACUGUAAAUGGACCUGUACAGAUAGUUAAUGUGAAAACUCUUUUUAGAAACUCUUGUUUUAGUGAAGACCAAAUGGCCAAACCUAUAAAAGCAUUCACAGCCGACUUUGUGAGGCAGCUCUUGAUUGGCCUGCCAAACCAAGCCCUGGGACUCACGCUUUGCAGUUUUAUCAGUGCUCUGGGUGUGGACAUCAUUGCUCAAGUAGAAGCAAAGGAUUUUGGUGCCGAAAGCAAAGUUUCUGUUGAUGAUCUGUGUAAGAAAGCAGUGGAACACAACAUCCAGAUCGGGAAGUUCUCUCAGUUGGUCAUGAACCGAGCAACGGUACUGGCAAGUUCUUAUGACACUGCCUGGAAGAAACAUGACUUGGUGCGCAGGCUGGAAACUAGUAUUUCCUCUUGUAAGACAAGUCUGCAGCGGGUUCAGCUGCAUAUUGCCAUGUUUCAAUGGCAACAUGAAGAUCUCCUCAUCAAUAGACCACAAGCCAUGUCAGUCACACCUCCCCCUCGGUCCGCCAUCCUAACCAGCAUGAAAAAGAAACUCCAUACUCUGAGCCAGAUUGAAACCUCAAUAGCAACAGUGCAGGAGAAACUAGCAGCCCUUGAAGCAAGUAUCGAACAGCGACUCAAGUGGGCAGGUGGUGCCAACCCUGCUUUGGCACCUGUACUGCAAGAUUUUGAAGCAACAAUAGCUGAAAGAAGAAAUCUUGUCCUUAAAGAAAGCCAAAGAGCAAGUCAGGUCACUUUCCUCUGCAGUAAUAUCAUUCAUUUUGAAAGUUUACGAACUAGGACUGCAGAAGCCUUAAACCUGGAUGCUGCAUUAUUUGAACUGAUCAAACGAUGUCAGCAAAUGUGUUCAUUUGCAUCACAGUUUAACAGUUCAGUCUCAGAUUUAGAACUUCGUUUAUUACAGAGAGUGGACACUAGUCUAGAACACCCUAUUGGCAGCUCUGAAUGGCUUUUAUCAGCACACAAGCAAUUGACCCAGGAUAUGUCUACUCAGAGGGCAAUUCAAACAGAGAAAGAACAACAAAUAGAAACAGUCUGUGAAACAAUUCAGAAUCUGGUUGAUAAUAUAAAGACUGUGCUAACAGGUCAUAACCGGCAACUUGGAGAUGUUAAACAUCUUCUGAAAGCAAUGGCUAAGGAUGAAGAAGCUGCUCUGGCAGAUGGUGAAGAUGUUCCCUAUGAAAAUAGUGUUAGGCAGUUCUUGGGUGAAUAUAAAUCAUGGCAAGACAACAUUCAGACAGUGCUGUUUACAUUAGUUCAAGCUAUGGGUCAGGUUCGAAGUCAAGAACAUGUUGAAAUGCUCCAAGAAAUAACUCCCACCUUGAAAGAGCUAAAAACACAAAGUCAGAGUAUCUAUAAUAAUUUAGUGAGUUUUGCAUCACCUUUAGUCACCGAUGCAACAAAUGAAUGUUCUAGUCCAACGUCAUCUGCUACUUAUCAGCCAUCCUUUGCUGCAGCAGUCCGGAGCAAUACUGGCCAGAAGACUCAGCCUGAUGUCAUGUCACAGAAUGCUAAAAAGCUGAUUCAGAAAAAUCUUGCUACAUCAGCAGAUACUCCACCAAGCACUGUUCCAGGAACUGGCAAGAGUGUUGCUUGUAGUCCUAAAAAGGCUGUCAGAGACCCUAAAACUGGAAAAGCUGUGCAGGAGAGAAAUUCAUAUGCAGUCAGUGUGUGGAAGAGAGUGAAAGCCAAGCUAGAGGGCCGAGAUGUUGAUCCAAAUAGAAGGAUGUCAGUUGCUGAACAGAGUGUGAGAACCAGAACAUCAGUGUGGCACAUGGUAUGUCUGGACCGCAUGCUUAAAAGAGUCCAAGACUACCCACUGCACCACCUCCUGGGCCCUUCCAAGUAUAUUUUACUUGGAAAGUUUUUCGGGUUGACUAUGUCAUUAAGGAGGCAACUAAUCUAGAUAACUUGGCUCAGCUGUAUGAAGGUUGGACAGCCUGGGUGUGAAUGGCAAGACAGUAGAUGAGUCUGGUUAAGUGAGGUCAGACAUCCACCAGAAUCAACUCAGCCUCAGGCAUCCAAAGCCACACCACAGUCGGUGGUGAUGCAACUGGGGGCUUACUCUGAGGAAACCUAGGAAAUCUCGGUGACUAGGAAGUGAAUCCUGCAGGACAGCUGCACUCAGGGAUACGCCCAACACCAUGGCCUGCAACCCCAAGGUCAAGGGUGGAAGAAAGAAAGCUCACCGCCUGAACACGGAGAUUGCCUUUCUGCCACAGAACAGCUGCAAACGUGUCAGGAGGUUAGCUGCAGAAAGAAAUCGGGAUGCCACGGAGGACAGAGUGACUUGGAACUCCAUUCCACCUGACCCUGUGUGUACACUCCAGGAAAAACCCCGCUCAGAAACAGAAAACGGGCCGAGAGGAAACCACAGCCACGGAAGAUUUGAUGCAUUCAGGUUCUCGUGUAACACUUGUUGCUUGGCAGAAAGCUGGUUGGGUUGACCAGUUAGCACAACAAAAGCUAUGAGACAUGAAUUUCAGAAAUGGACUGAAAAUGGAGAGCGGUGUAACAGAUACACUACAUUGAAAGAACUUCUGAAAUGAAGGGAAAAAUAAAAACCCAUUUCCUCCUACCCAAUUCUCCACUCCCUAUCCAUCCCCCUUUUUACCUGAUCUAGAUUAGUCAUCUUUCAAAUUCACUUUUAUUUCAAUCCUUACAUUUCUUUUUCUGUCUCAGUGCUAUCAACAACUUGUAUUUGGAGUAAGGAACAGAAAUUUCUCCAAAACCACCAAGAACAUCAAAAAACUCAAGGAUUGUUUAAAGGUCUGAUGAUCAAAUACAAAAUAUAAUUCUGGUUAUUUAAGUCAUUUCUGUGAUUCUAUCAUGUACAGUUUCCAGAAUUGUCACUGUGCAUUCAAAAGUAAUGAAUCUAACAGUCAUUUGAUUUAAUGUACACUUCCUUUUGCUUAGUGUGCAUUUUUUGAAGGUCAAAUUUUCCCCUCUUCUGUGAUUGCUGUAGUUUCUUGCAUAAAAAGUAGCUAAUCCAAUGUAAUCUUUUACCUUUUUACAAACCAGGAUAGAGUACCUAUAGAGUUUUACAUUGUUGAUGACAGAUUAACAAUAAAGUGAUGUUCUGGUGGAGGUAGAGUGAAAUGUUUUUUUAAUUCAGUUUACUCACUUGAUAUUUUUUAUUUAUAAGUGUUUUAGUUCGCCAGGCAUUUUAGUACAAGAACAUGAACCAUCAGCAGAAAGUUAAGAAUCACUAACAUUUUUUGUGAGGUUCUUUUAUUAAUCUUUGAGUACUUUACUUUUUGCACAGUUUUAAUAGUUUGCUGUUCAGUAGUACAUUUUAGUGUAUUUAUUCAUGAUCAGAGUUCCCUUUAAAUCAGCAUUGCAUUAUACUUAACUGUUCAAAUGUGGAUCCAAACAAAAUUGCAGACAAGGAUUCUUUAAAAUCACGCAGCAAAUCCCAAGUAAAAUCUUGAUUAUGUUUUUCCUCCACUUUGAAGGCUAGAGUUGUGAUUGCUUUCUGAUUACCAGUUACUUGUCCCCGGUAAACCUAACAGGUAUGAAGGGGAAAAAUUCACAUAGCCCUGCCUUUUUUUUUUUUCCCCCCCAUCUCCCAUUGCCACAUUAAUCCGUUAUCUUUAAGGGAGAAUGCAUUUCAGUCAGUAUCAGUGCUUUUUAAACACGAAGUAUUUUUAAAAAGGUGGAAUUUUUUAAUACUGAUAUGUCUAAAACCAAGUUAAGGAACUUUAUGCAUCAAAUUUUAUUUUCUUCAUUUGAAGCCUUAGUUUCACAAUCAAAACAACCUAGCUAGAAUAAUAAUGCCACAUUGUUUUGCACUCUGCUUUAUUUCUUAAAGAAGUUUUGGGAACCAUUACAUUCAUCACUUGAUUACUUCUGCAUUCUCAAAAGCAGUCUUUUCAGCAACAUUCUUUUGUCACAGGGGAAAACUUUUUUUAAAAAAUAUUUUAGUUAUUGAUUGAUGAGAAAGAUAAGAGAGAAAGAACCAGACAUCACUCUGGUACAUGUGCCGCCAGGAAUUGAUCUCAGGACCUCAUGCUUGAGAGUCCAGUGCUUUAUCCACUGCACCACUUCCCAGAUCACAGGGGAAAACUUUUACCACAAUGAUAAAACCAGUUCACACUAGAUUGUCCCUGUAGGUGGUAUUCAAUAUCUCUUCCUCUUUUGGUAAAGAAGAUAUAUGGGUAAAUUUUAUUGCCUAUGAAUUUCAGGCUUCAGUGGUACCUGGCACCUUAUCUAAGCAAAAACAAGGCAGCUGUACAUAAAAGAACAUGUGCCUCUGGUAAAUUAUCCAUUGCUUUUCUUUUCAAAUGGUUCCUCAGAAUAGUGUGGCAUAUGCAUAUUUGGUUUCUGGGCAAAUAAUGAAUAACAGGUGACUUCAAAGCUUGCUCUCUGCUGCAUUCUGGACAGUAAAACCCCAUUCUUUAUAGUUUAGUUUUGUCUGGAAAGUGAUUUGGCAAGUGGCCUUGUGGUUUUGAACUAUUGUUAUAGACCUCAACAGAAAGUUUAUUAGUGUUACAAGAUCCAGUUGAUAGAACAGAAGAUGGCUGCAUUUUGGGGAUUAUCUUGUAAAAUAAUGUAAAAUGUAGAGUGCUGUAACUGGGAAGUCAUGCUUUUUUUUUUUUUUUUUUUAAUCACAUACCUGUGGAAAACCACGGAAUCUGCUCCUUUAUUUUCUUUUAAGAUUUAUUGAGUACAGAAUGACCUACAAACAACCUUUUAUUUAGAGUACUCAUGGACAUUGAAAUGUACCUUAAGUGUUGUCUUUAAUUUGCUAGAAUUGUCUGAAUUUUAGUCGCCUUCUUUACAAAGCAUCGCAGGCUUGUUCAUGGAACUCUUUCUUCGGUACAUCAUACAGUAUCAUUUCUGGUCAUAAAUUAUUGAGUUUGCUGGAUGAUUAUUUUCUUUUGUGUCUUAUGCUUGUGGUAAACAGUUUUUCAGAUUUGUGAGAUUUCUGUGUGAAAACUGAUAAUCACGCUCUUGAUCUGCUUCCCUAAAUAUAUUGCCCAAACCCCAGGUUCAGGGGGAAGGUUUGUUAUACAUAAAGAAAAACUUCCAUCACUUCUAUCCUCACCUAAACUUUGCCAUUUUCUUAAUAUUGUCUAGUGUUUGGUGUUAUCUGCAUUGUUUUUUAAUUGUGGUUGUUCUGAUGUGUGAAAUUUAAGGAAAGAGCCAUUUAAAAAAUGCCGAGCAGGGCAAUGCAAGUACAGCCAAAUAUGAGUUGAUGUGCAAUCUUCGGUCCUUUUAAAUCGGGGGUAUAAAUAGGCAGUACUUCAAAAUGAAAAGUCUUCCGAGCCUAUUUUCCCCCACAUAUUUGUAAUCCCUCUGGGGGCUCACUUGCCGUGGCUGUACUAAAAUCAAAGGAGCUGGUUCUUCUUUUCUCCCAGUUCUUUUCAUACUGAAGCGCCUGCAAAAUCCUGUUACGUUUAUAUACAUCAAAAUCAAUGUUUUACCGUUAACACAUUUAUGUGUCCUGUCCACAAAAUCCGAUGACGAUGAAAACCAAUGAACUUCCAUUCUAUAAUUUGUUGAGCUUGUAAAAUGCCAGUAAUUUCGAGUUAGAAUCCCUAUCUAAAAUUGAAGAAACAGCAUAUGUUAAUGCUAGGGUCACUACUUAAAAUAGAACUUGUUUUCAGUAUUUGAGUUGUAUUAAAAAGGCUUCAGUAGGGAAGACACUAACAUUAUAAAACCCCUUAACAUUGAGGUAGGUAGGGGACAUUCAGUGUGUUAUAAACCCUUAGGGCUUGUACUUUUUCUGCUUUCUUGGCCUGGAUAACCAUUUUCAUCAACCUUGUUUACGAAAGAGCAAAUGAGCAUCAAAGGUUUGUUGUACACCAUGAACCACUUAAGAGUCUCAUGCUUUCUUUGAGGAACUGGAUUGAAAACUGGGAAAAGCUGUCGUGCUAAUGAAAAAAUGGCAUUCAACUAGCUAAACAUUCCAAGAUGGUAAACUCAAGGAACUGCAUGUUACUCUGUAGAAUGUUCUCCCUUUAAAACAGGCUGUUUUGUCUUUCUUGCUUUUUUUCUGGCAGUUCCAAGUUCCAGCACCUAUUCAAAAAUCUGUGUUCAGUAUCUUUCUGGUUUGAAUUUCCCUUGUAUUUCCAUCUGUAAUGUCAGUGGCAAUGACAUCAUAUUUCACUUGUUAAUUUACCCUAAUUAUAAGAGCAAAUUGAACUGAAUCUUCCUUGUCCUAGUACCUUGUAUAAAGUGGCUUCUCUGUUUUAAAAAAAAAAAGGUUGUAAUGCUUCCUGAUGGAUAUAAUUUUGAUUGUAUUUACAAUUAAAAGUUGAAUAAAUCACACCAGCUUCCUGAAAA
Messenger RNA from Erinaceus europaeus (western European hedgehog), 15764 nucleotides. RefSeq names its product SMG1 nonsense mediated mRNA decay associated PI3K related kinase (gene SMG1). Gene Ontology annotation, cellular component: nucleus. NCBI's taxonomy places the organism in Eukaryota, Metazoa, Chordata, Mammalia, Eulipotyphla, Erinaceidae. Bases 316 to 11382 code for a protein of 3688 amino acids. The transcript is spliced from 64 exons. The record is from RefSeq and is a predicted model, not a curated record. Gene Ontology annotation, biological process: nuclear-transcribed mRNA catabolic process, nonsense-mediated decay; phosphorylation. Gene Ontology annotation, molecular function: protein serine/threonine kinase activity; protein binding.